AUGGAGAACGGGCUGUACUGGAAGCUGAAGAGCGAGUGCCUGCCGCUGGACGUGAGCAAGCAGCUGGAGGAGAACGACCUGGAGGGGCUGCUGAACUACGAGGGGCUGCUGCAGGAGAUAAAGGCGGAGAACUACGAGUUGGUGAAUUUCCUCUCGAAAGAGGAAAAUUUAAAAAAAAUAAUCAAGUACAUCACAGAGGAAUCCGAAGAUAAAGGUAACUACGACAGAUCGUAUAAGUUCCCCUACAAGUGCCACCAAAUAAUAAAUGCAGAGAAUAAGCUAAUCACAGAUUCGCUUGUCUAUAACGACAAGUUGAUGAAGCUCUUCUGGAGUUUCGUUUUGAAGAAAAACCAACUGAAUGAGGUGUUAUCUGGCUACUUUAGCAGGUGUGCCAUAACGAUAUAUAAUAAAAAUACAACAGAUGUGGUAAACUUUUUGAAGAGGAAAAAGGAGCUUUACUUAAAAGGAUUCCUCUAUCAUUUCUACUCGAGAAAUAUAACUGAGCUGUUUAAGGUGCUGCUCUUUGUGAAGAUGCCAUACCUUUGCGUAUUCGAUAAUAAGGAUAUCAUGUAUUUCAUUUUGAGCAACCUGAAUGGCAAUUUUUCAAAUGAAAUGUUUAUAAUUUGUGAUCGGGAGGACAACAUCACCUGUCUGAUUAGAGACAUCUUUGUUAGAAAAGCAGACAUUUAUUAUUUUAAUUAUUUUCUUAUAGACUUAUCUUCUCAAUUGUCCUUUUCUUAUUUAAUAAAAUGCGUUUUUUCCGAGUGCCCCUACACCAUAUCUGCUGCCAUAACGAUCAUAUCAGAUUUGCUACACUACACCGUUUUGGGGAAAUCUUAUAACACCAUAGAUUUUUAUGAGUGCCUUGAGUUGUAUACGAAAGAACAAGACCAGAAGAGCAAGCAGCUUAAACAGAUGGAGGAGUGUAAGUACAUGAGGAAGAAGAAGAAGAAGAAGAGGAAGUCCAAUAGGGUCAUUGAUGAGGAGGCCGUUUAUAACUCCUCCAAAGCUCACGCUAGUUGCGUUAACCAGGUGAGGGAUUCCGAGCAGAUACUCAUGGGCGGUUCGUGUAACGUGUAUGACCAGUAUGGGGUUACUGGGCCAUCCGCUGGUAUCCCCCCUGUGGGGAUGGCAGCCGGGUUUGCCCCCCCUCCCAGGAAUUACCCCCAUGGGGAGACGCCUCCAGAUGUGGACAACCCAGAGGAGGAGGAAAAGAGAGAAAUUGAGAAGAGCGAGUUGGCUAGUGAGAAGAAGAGCGAAUUGGAGAGGGACACGGGGGGUAAUCUGGUGGGUAGGGAGCCAGGAAAGGUCCCCACAAACGUGGGCCCCAACCCAGGUGAAGAAUUCUCUGCAGAUAUGUACACAGAUAGGCAGCCAAACCGUGUGAAUAAAAAGAUAAAGGAGGAAAUGCAGACAGUUGGGGUAACCCCGCAGGGGGGGAGCGACCGGGAGAAGAGCAACACGAUGCAUGGUGUGGCGGAGGAGCUAAGCCAGGCAGGGGAAGACGCCCCCUUCGGUGUGCAAUUUGGGUUACACGCAGAGGGGCAGCUCCCGCAUGGCGAGGAUCCCGCUGGAGGGGGGAUUUUCCAGAGCGGGGGGCUCCCAACGGGGGGGGAAAACGGGACAAUGGGUGGAGGAGACAUCCCGAAUGGGAGCGGUAGAAGCCGUUCAGGGGGCCUCCUGCGAGUGGGCGAGAAUGACCAAGGGGAGGCUCAAAAGGGGGAAAGCGGUGAGGACGCCCAAAAUGGUGAGGACGCCCAAAAUGGCGAAGACACCCAUAACGGUGAGGACGCCCAAACGGCCGAGUCCCUUCUCGCGCAGCAGCACGCCGUUUCGUACUACUACUCAUGCGGGGGGGGCGGCCAGGAGGGGGACCCCGAGUUUGUAAUGGGUGCCAACCAGAGGAACGAGCGAGCGCAGCUCUCCAAUAUGCACACGUAUGGCAGUAGCGCCCAUAGCGCGGAUGGAAGGAACAACGGAUUAGCAAAAUACGCAAAGGAGGCAAAAAACGAGCGGAACAGUGACAAUGAAAAUUGCUUCUCCUACGGAUCGGAUGCAUCCUCCUCCGAUUCUUCAGAUGAUGAACAUUACGAGCAUCUAAAAAAAAUAAAAUUUGAAGAUGUCCUAAAUAGAAUGAAACGAAUCGCUAGCAACCGAGUGCACGUGAAGGAGGACGGCGAGGGCGGAAGCAUCAGCAGUGGGAGAAAUCCACUGAGUCGCACCCAAAGUAAUGAAAAGAAAAAAAUAAAAGAAGAUAUCUUUGGAAUUGAAUCAAACAGCUGUGCGGAUAAACACCUCAGCGGAAGUGCCAAUGCAAGUGCAAAUGCAAAUGCAAAUGAAGAACCAAACUUUCAAAUCUUCGAAAUGGAAAAGGAAGGAGAGAUAAACAUCCCCCUGAAUAAGUGGGUACAGUAUCUGGAGAAUGGGACCUUCAUAGAUAUAUGCUUUUUUGGCUAUAUAAAAGACAUUAUGAGAUUGUAUAUAAAAAAUAUAAACAAAAAUAAAAGCAAAAACAUGCUGGGGUUUACCACCUUGGAGAUUAUACAGUUGAUAAAGACUCUCAUAAAGACAAAGUCUAAGAAUAUUCUCACCGAAAUUAUUGAUGAGGGCUUUUUUGACAUCUCCAUUGAUAUCUUCUUCAAGUAUAAGUGGAAUAACCUGUUGCACAUUUCUGUGUGUGAUUUGAUGCAGACCAUCAUUUUUAAGGAAAAUGAGUACUCCUACCUUCUCUACUACAUUUUAGCGUUAACGACAUUUCUGCCCAAAUGUCUGCGCUACUUCGACGCUGUUAGACGAUGUAGAAAUAUUAAAAAUAAAAAAAGGAGAAAAAAAAUCGAGAGCUUAAUAGAUUGUGGGUAUAAGGCACACCUACUUCAUAUUUGCCAAAUUUUGAGCAACAAAUCGUUGGAAAUAAAGUGGCUUUCGAACUUCCUUGUCACCGUCUCGGGGUGGAAUGAUAUCAUCAUUGAGGAGCUAAACCACUACUCCUUAUACUUUAACGAUGUGAAUUAUGGGGAUGAGAAACGCGCGGAGGAGGCCGACCAUGGGGAGAUAAUCUCCAACGGGUUGUGCAACCAGGCGGACAACUCCAUGACGCACCACCACUUGAAUAACGUCGGGGGGACCGGGGGGGCCGGUCGGGAGAACCUCAUCAGCGGUGAUGCAGGUGGGAACGCAGACCGGUGCCUGAACAGAAAUUACCACUACGAUGAGGAGGAGGAGGAGGAGGAAGACGAGGAGGACCAGCAGGGAAGCGGCAAUGGUGGCAACGGGGGCAGCCGCGGCAAUGUCAAUAGCGCCGCUUUGCAGGGCGAGCAGCGCGAACCCAGGUCGGGCAGCCACGACGGGAGUGAAAAUUGCUUUAACAACUACUCCAACGUAAUAGACAUCCUCUUCGAUGAGCACAAAACGGAUUACAUGAAAUACGAGGAUGAGUACCACGAGAGUAGCCCCAACUAUGGGUUACCUUCCAAUUGCGAAUUUGGAAGUCUCGAUCCGCAUGGAGAGGAUAUGAACAGGCUGGAUGACAGCUACGGCAAGCAGGGCGAAUACGGCCUGGGGAGCUACAAGGGAGGGUACGAAGGGCAGGAGGGGCACCACCAAGAGGGGCAUCCCGAAGGCGACCCAUUUGCCAACCCCGCCAACAGCUACCUGUUCGACCGGGGCGACGGCAACCCGAACCGCGGCGACGACCACCCCGAGUGA
Messenger RNA from Plasmodium vivax (malaria parasite P. vivax), 3705 nucleotides. RefSeq lists its product as hypothetical. The coding region runs from base 1 to 3705 and encodes 1234 amino acids. The record is from RefSeq and is a predicted model, not a curated record. The transcript has a single exon. Lineage: Eukaryota; Apicomplexa; Aconoidasida; Haemosporida; Plasmodiidae. Gene Ontology annotation, molecular function: protein phosphatase regulator activity; protein phosphatase binding.